GUGCCCGCCCCCUGCCUGCUUGGAGUCCUCCAGCGCUUGCGCUCCUCGCUCAGCUCCCCACCCCUUCCGUGAGGGAAAUGGCGGAGCUGUCGGUGGGGCAGCACUGUGGGGUGCCGGACUGCAGGCAGCUGGAUUUUCUCCCCUUUGUAUGUGAUGGCUGUUCGGGUGUUUUUUGUCUUCAGCACAGGAGCCGGGAUGCUCAUGGGUGUUCUGAGGUGAAUGUAAGAAACAACCCUGUGAAACCAGAUCAGCACACAUCUUACCUAUGCUCAUACAAGGACUGCCAUGCAAAGGAACUUUUGCCAGUUUUAUGUCCCUACUGUGAAAAACAUUUUUGCCUGAGGCAUCGGCAUCAAUCAGAUCAUGAGUGUGAAAAAAUGGACACACCGAAACCUCGAAUGGCUGCCACCCAGCAGCUAGUUAAAGAUAUUAUAGAUUCUAAAAAAAGUGAAGAAAUAAAAAGCAAAAAGCGCAAAGGAGCAAGAAACAGUGAAACAGCAGCAAAAGUGGCAUUAAUGAAACUGAAAAUGCAUGCAUGUGGUGACAAGUCCUUGCCUCAGACAGAAAGAAUUUACUUUCAAGUCCUUUUACCAAAGGGAAACAAAGAGAAAAGCAAGCCUAUGUUCUUCUGCAGUAAGUGGAGUAUUGGCAAAGUAGUAGAUUAUGCAGCUUCAUUAGCAAGCCUUAAAAAUGACAACAACAAAUCAACAGCCCAGAAACUGAGGUUAUGCCACAGUGCCUCUGGAGAAGCGUUGCCGUUUGAGCACACGUUGGAAAAAUGGCUGUCUGAUGAAGAGUAUCCAUUAUUCAAUGGUGGAAAUAUAAUUCUGGAGUAUCUCGAUAAUGAUGUUUUAUUUAUAGAAGAUACAGAGUCAUACUUAACUUAGUAAAUUAUUGUGAACGAGACAACAGAAGAUCUUCUACAAGUGUUGUAUUCAAACCAAGGCCACUUUCUUCUUCAUGGAAUCAUAGAACAGCUUGACUUGGAAAGGACCUCAACAAUGAUCUGGUUCCAUUGGCAGGGUUUGCUACCCUUAAAUGACCCUGAGUUUCAAAGGGUGCUUCGACAUAAUAAAAUUACAUCUCUA
Molecule: messenger RNA, 1088 nt
Organism: Coturnix japonica (Japanese quail)
Lineage: Eukaryota; Metazoa; Chordata; Aves; Galliformes; Phasianidae
Gene: ZFAND1
Product: zinc finger AN1-type containing 1
Biological process (GO): cytoplasmic stress granule disassembly
Cellular component (GO): cytoplasm; cytoplasmic stress granule
Molecular function (GO): zinc ion binding
Source: RefSeq, a predicted model, not a curated record